Endocarpon pusillum Z07020 is the source of this 888-nucleotide messenger RNA. RefSeq lists its product as uncharacterized. NCBI's taxonomy places the organism in Eukaryota, Fungi, Ascomycota, Eurotiomycetes, Verrucariales, Verrucariaceae. Gene Ontology annotation, biological process: SRP-dependent cotranslational protein targeting to membrane; SRP-dependent cotranslational protein targeting to membrane, signal sequence recognition. The transcript has a single exon. Bases 1 to 888 code for a protein of 295 amino acids. The record is from RefSeq and is a predicted model, not a curated record. Gene Ontology annotation, molecular function: 7S RNA binding. Gene Ontology annotation, cellular component: signal recognition particle, endoplasmic reticulum targeting.
AUGUCGCAUGCUCGCGUCGAAGAGCUCUCGGACUCCGAUCCUGAAAUCGAAGACCUCUCCUCCAUUUCCUUCCCUGCGUCCUCCUCUUCUAUAAUCGCACCCGCCGAUAUCCCACAACCAAGCACGUCCGGGCGACCGUUGCGUCCCUCCCAAAAUGCCGCUCAAAACAACAACUCUAAUUCCAUGCCCUCCCUUCUCCGUCCCACAGGCCCAAACGCCAAAUCCGCUACCAAAGAAUCCAUAAAAUCAUACUCCACCCUCUAUCCCGUCUACUUCGAUGCCAGCCGCACCCGUGCUCAAGGCCGGCGCGUCAGUUCCAAACUCAGUGUGCACAACCCACUUGCCCGCGACAUCGCAGAAGCAUGUCAUUUCAUCUCGACCCGAAUGGCAGGCGGCCAAAUACAGAUAGCUUUUGAGCCCGACAAGCUGCACCCAAAGGAUUGGGCGAACCCCGGCCGAGUCCGUGUCCUGAUGCGCAACAAAGAGACCCGUAAACUUGUAAGCCCGGCGGUGAAGAAUAAGUCUCAUCUGUAUAUCUUGGUGGCGCAAUAUCUGCAAACACAUCCCACGACGAAGGAGUCACCUCUCAAGCUUCAGAUCCAAGGCGUGCCGGCCCCGGAGAAGCUGGAGCCACCAGCGGUGCCGAGAGGUUGGAAGAUCAAUGAGAUUUUACCUUUGCACAGUCCGGCAAUGAGUGGAGGUGGAGUGUCGGAUAAUUUCUUCAAGGACAUGAUGGCGGAUAUGCAAAAAGGUGGUGGGGGAGGCGUGCCCCAGUUGCCUCCGGGAAUGGCCGGCAUGUUGGGUGGUGCUGGAGGAGGGCCAGGUGGCAGUCGGCCAGCGAGUAGUGGGGAAGGAAGCAAGAAGAAGGACAAGAAGAAAGGGAAAUGA